Messenger RNA from Sesamum indicum (sesame), 646 nucleotides. It is a transcript of the gene LPA2, whose product is annotated as low psii accumulation2. NCBI's taxonomy places the organism in Eukaryota, Viridiplantae, Streptophyta, Magnoliopsida, Lamiales, Pedaliaceae. Gene Ontology annotation, cellular component: chloroplast. The record is from RefSeq and is a predicted model, not a curated record.
GUUAUUCGCCGGGCGCCAGUGGAAAAGCCCAGCUUCGCCACGCCGCAGGAGGCGGCUCGGGCUGAGGAGCUGAGGAAGAAUGAGAGCGCUUUUCUGCUAGCUUGGUUUGGACUCGGCGCCAUUAUUCUUGUCCAGGGCAUUGCUCUUGCUGCAUCAGGUUUUCUGCCAGAAGCAUGGGACAACUUCUUCGUCAAGUAUCUAUACCCAUCUUUCACUCCAACAGUCUUCUUGUUUGUUGCCGGGACAGUCACCUAUGGAGUUUUAAAGUACCUGCAAAAUGAAAAUUCUAACAAAGAAAACUGACCUGCAUUGAGCACGGAAGCAUUUAUAUGGUCAGAAGAGCUUUUUCUAGCUUUGCUGGCACUUGAACUAGUUUGUCCUGAAUAUGCAUGGUCUUGUAUUGCUUGCCAUGACAAACAUUCAAAUUGAUAAUGUUCAUACGAGAAAUAGUGCCCGAGUUUUUUCCCAGCUGUCUCAGCAGGAUGAUCCUCCCUAUGUGAUGAAUCCUGUCAACUGUGGUUGCUGUUAUUUUUUCGUGUGUAACUUACUAGUUUCCAUCUAACAGAUGCAUUCAAUGUUCGACCGGUAUGAUUGUGAUAAACUUAUGUUAAUAUCCAUCCAUAUUAAGGUAUACUGGUUUCAGGCA